Cucurbita moschata (crookneck pumpkin) is the source of this 1329-nucleotide messenger RNA. RefSeq names its product tetraspanin-11-like. Gene Ontology annotation, biological process: auxin-activated signaling pathway. The coding region runs from base 78 to 1040 and encodes 320 amino acids. The record is from RefSeq and is a predicted model, not a curated record. Gene Ontology annotation, cellular component: plasma membrane; plasmodesma. The transcript has 2 exons. NCBI's taxonomy places the organism in Eukaryota, Viridiplantae, Streptophyta, Magnoliopsida, Cucurbitales, Cucurbitaceae.
UGUAGAUCCAUCCAUGCAUUCUUCUAAUUCUGGAUCCAACUCUGCAAUGGCGGAUGAAUUAAAGAAAAUGCAUAGGAAUGGUAGUGAUUAUCGGCCACCCUUACGCGAAGUUCUCUCCCUCUCCUUCCUCUUCUUCUAAUUACUCUCCCUCUCUGCAAAUCCGAAUCAGGCCUCAACAAUUUCCCUCCCCUUCAAUCAAAUCACAUUUCGCAGCUACACCAUCUUCAACAACAUUAACGAUGUGUCGUUUAAGCAACAUACUUAUAAGCCUCCUUAAUAGUUGCACGCUGAUCAUCGGCCUCAUCGCCGUUCUCGGCGCCGUCCACGUCCGCGACCACGGUGGCACCGACUGCCAGAAGGUUCUUCAGGACCCUGCUCUAAUCGUAGGAAUCUUCUUCAUCAUCGUUUCGUUGUUCGGCCUGAUUGGAUCCUGCUGCCGCCUCAAUUCGAUCCUGUUUCUAUACCUGAUCGUGAUGUUCUUGCUGAUUUUAGGGCUAAUGGCGUUUACGAUCUUCACGUUGUUGGUCACCAAUAGAGGAAUUGGACGGGUCGUGUCUGGAACGGGGUUCAAGGAAUACAAGCUUGGGGAUUACUCGCAUUGGCUUCAGAACCACGUCGUCAAUGAUGAGAAUUGGAUUCAAAUUCGGAGCUGUUUGGUUGAUUCGCCUAUUUGCCCAAGUCUUGCUGAGGAUUAUCAUGAACAAGAGGCUGAGUUCAUUAAGCAGAAUCUCUCCCCCAUACAGUCUGGGUGUUGCAAGCCACCGUCGUACUGCGGGUUCGAGUUCAAGAACGCGACGUUCUGGAUAGCCCCCAAAACAGGGCCGGCAGUGCAGGACAGCGACUGCACCACCUGGAGCAACCAACAGAACAUCCUAUGCUACGACUGCAAGUCGUGCAAGGGUGGAAUUCUGGCUAACAUCCGCAAGGAAUGGAGGAAUUUUGCCCUUUUCAAUUCCUGCGCCAUCACAGUCAUCACUAUCAUCUAUUGCAUUGGCUGCUGCGCCGUUAGAAGCAACAGCUCCAGCUACAAGUAUUAUUAAAUGGUUCUUCUUAAAUGCUUUGCUUCCAUGCUUCCUUCAUUACUGUUCCCUCUGUAGAUUUAUAUGAUAACAUUGACGCAAGUCCUCAAAUCAUAGUUAUGUAUAGAUGCAUUUUUUCCAAAAACGUUCGGGUUUGGCUGACUCGAGCAUAAUGCAUUCUUUCCAUGCUUCCAUGUGGUAAUGUAUGUUCUUUUAGUUCCUUCUACUUGCACCACAUGUACGUGUGGCCUGUUGUUCAGGAUUUUUUGAUCGUUUGAAAUGAAAAGCUAUAAACAAAAGCUUUGCAGCU